Symbiodinium pilosum is the source of this 1875-nucleotide messenger RNA. The record is from the annotation of a GenBank genome assembly. NCBI's taxonomy places the organism in Eukaryota, Dinophyceae, Suessiales, Symbiodiniaceae.
AUGGCCGAGCAAAGUGCCGCGAGCCAUGAGCAGGAGUUGAAGCGUGAGCCGAAACCCUGGGACCGAGAUCGACGUGAAGCUUCCGACCGGGAUCCUUAUGGAAGCACGCCGCCAGCGAGAAGUGCCUACGAUGCCUAUGGGCGUCGGUAUGAGGAUUUGUACAGGGACCCGUAUGGGCCUUAUGGGUCCUAUCCCGGGUAUGAUCCACAUUACGAUCCCUAUGCAAGGCAUCAUUACCCACCACCAGCAUAUCCAGGAUAUUAUCCACCACCCGGUUAUGGCUAUCCGCCGCAUCCACCACACGCAUACGGGCCUCCUGGAUAUCCUCCACCAGGAUAUCCACCACCGGGCUACCCACCUCACUACCCGCCGCCUGGCUACCCGCCACCUGGCUAUCCGCCCCCAGCGCCGUCCGACAGGGAGCCUGCGAGGAGGAGCCGGUCGCCCAGAGGUGGAAAGGGCUCGAAGAAGGGCAAGGACUCAAGUCGCGCUAAGCGCAAGCGCGACGACUCCCCGGAUGAUUCGGGCACCAUUGUAAAUGGAGCCGAUAUCAAUCUAACUUUAGCAGAGGUUUUCCCGCGGCUUACGAAGGCUGCGAAGGAGCAGGAGGGAAGCCGCUUCCUGCAAUGGAAGCUGGCCGGCAACUGCAAUCAGGAGGAAAAGGCCAAGAUCUACGACUUGGCAAUGCCUGAGACGGUCAAGCUGUCCAGCGAUGCUUUCGGCAACUUUGUGGUGCAGAAGCUCCUGGAGUACGGAACGCCCGAACAGCUUGAGGUGAUGCAUUCAAGAGUCAAAGGCCAUGUGCUUGAGCUGUCUGAGCAUAAGUUCGGCUGUCGGGUCAUCCAGAAGAUGCUGGAGGUGUUCCCCUCGCACCACAAGGCUUCUAUCGCUGCAGAGCUCCGGGACAAGGUCGUCCAAUGCAUUUACGACAGUCAUGGCAAUCAUGUUGUCCAGAAGAUCGUGGAAAACAUGAACACGGAUGCCAGCGACUUUGUCAUACGCGCCAUUGCCGCGAAGGCAACGGAAAUGGCUGCGCACAUGUUUGGAUGUCGGAUUAUCCAGAGACUCCUCGAGAACUGUGAUGCGGAAGAGCUUGCAGUUGUCCUGGAUCCCAUUGUUGCUUCAGCCGGGAAGCUCGCCAAGGACAACCAUGCGAAUUAUGUGAUCCAAUGUGUCUUGGAGCGGGGGCGCGAAGAGGACAAGCGCAAGAUAGUCCAGGCCAUUCGGGGAAGCAUACUUGACUUCUCGAAGAACAAGGUCUCCAGCAAUGUGGUUGAGAAGUGCUUCGAAAUCACUGCGAUUGGCGUUCAUGCGGAAGAGCUGGCAGAUGAAAGAUCCGCGCUGAUGCGCGCGAUGCUGGGCGCUUCCUCAGAUCCUGCGGCACCCAUUGCGAAGCUCAUGAAGGACCGCUUUGGUAACUACACCGUCCAGCGGAUCAUUGAGUACAGCCGUGGCCACGACUGGGAGGAGCUGUGCCAGCGACUCGAGGCAGCGGCCCAGGACCUCAAAAAGUCCCCUACUGGGCAGUACAUUAUCACAGCGCUGCAGAAGAAGAAGGCUGCGAUGGCAUCCCUCACCAUCAUGUACAUGCUGGUUGGUGUUCUGGUAGAUGUGAUGAGUGCCGUGUCUGCGUCAGAGAAGGAGAGGCUUGCUGCCGCCUUUAUUGCCGGAGAGCUCAGGGAGGAGCUGGCCAAAUCAAACCGUCAUCAGGACGUCUGUUUCACGCAGGAGGAGUUUGGACAAUUCAUGAUGGAGCCAGGUGUCAGACGGGUUGCCCAAGACUCCGGAGUAGACGUCGUGACCAUGGCAGACAUGUUGGAUGUGGUCUAUGAGGAUUUCUCCAAGGGCAACUUGGCCAUGUUCUGGAGAUAUUGA